This is a messenger RNA of Gymnodraco acuticeps, 999 nucleotides long. RefSeq names its product olfactory receptor 2K2-like. The record is from RefSeq and is a predicted model, not a curated record. Gene Ontology annotation, cellular component: membrane. NCBI's taxonomy places the organism in Eukaryota, Metazoa, Chordata, Actinopteri, Perciformes, Bathydraconidae. Gene Ontology annotation, molecular function: G protein-coupled receptor activity; olfactory receptor activity. Gene Ontology annotation, biological process: G protein-coupled receptor signaling pathway.
UGUGACAUCACUUUUGAUGGGCAUGUGGAAGUGCAGAGAUAUAGAUAUCUGUAUUUUGUGAUCAUUUAUGUUCUGAUCAUCUGCAGUAAUUCCACUAUUGUGUGCAUCAUUGUUGUUCCAGGGUUCCCUCAUGAGCCUAUGUACAUGUUCAUUGCAGCUUUGUUGAUUGACUCUGUUCUUUAUAGCACCAAUAUUUACCCCAGGCUUCUGAUUGACUUCUUAUCAGAGAAACAGAUCAUAUGUUAUCGAGCCCGUCUGUUUCAAAAUGUGAUGAAUAUGACUUUGACCUUUUCAGAGUGUUCACUGCUGGCAGCCAUGGCCUGCGACAGAUACGUGUCUCUCUGUAAACCUCUGCAUUAUUCAACCAUCGUGAGGAAAAGAACUGUCGAUGUCUGUCUGGUUUUGUCUUGGCUUCUGCCGACUUGUGAGACUGCAUUGGGAUGCAUUCUUUAUUCUAAUAGCAAACUCUGCAGUUUUACUAUUAGGGGGAUUUUUUGUAACAAUUCAAUUUACAAUCUUCAGCGUGUGAGCUCGAGCGCUCUCUCUGUAUAUGGAGUGCUCAUGUUGGUAAAUGUGUCCCUUCUGCCUCUUAUCUUCAUACUUUUUACAUACACCAGGAGACUUAUACUAUCAUAUCAGAAUGGUAGAGAGUACAGGAGAAAAGCUGCACAGACCUGUUGACCCCACCUGUUGGUUUUAAUCAGCUUUCCCUGUUUAUCUGAUUUAGAUCUUGUUAUAAUUCCUCUAGGAUUCAAUAUUCCCAAAAUGACACGUUUGAUAUUGACUUUGCAAAUAGUUUCCUAUCACUCCGUCUUCAACCCAAUCAUAUACGGACUGAACGUGAAAGAAACCUCUAAACACCUUCAAUUGUUGUUGUGUCGGAUCAAAUCACACUAAUGUUACCUGGGUUGGGCGAAGAGUUACUAAACAAAGCACAACAAGUCAGGAAAUGUGUGUUUGGUAGACGACUACUUGUUUGUCACAAUGCUUCUUGGCAUU